UCAGGUGGCCAACUAUGGUGCACCACCACCAGAAACAUGAUGGAGGGCGAGGCGGUGGCAUUUGCGGUGGACUUUGACACGCGUCUGCAGGCGGUGAACCCACAUGUCUGAGCGAGGGCUAUGUACCCAGCCAGGCUGCUGGACAGGCAUCGCAGCUCCCUGCCCAGCAGGCCCGCCAUGGCCUCCAUCCUGCCCACUGCCAUCGUGAAUCAGUGAGACAUCUUCCCCUGCAAGGCAUGUGGGAUCUGGUUCAGGAGCGAGAGGAACCUGCAGGCCCAUCUGAUGUACUAUUGCAGUGGGCGACAGAGGGAGCCAGAGACGGUGCUGGAGGAAAACGACAGCGGCCCCCACCAAACCCCCAGUGUGUGCCCCUUCCCACAGUGCACCAAGACCUUCUCUGGAGCCAGGGCCCUGGAAAUACACCUGAGCACCUCACACAGUGGUGUCAAAAUGGAAGAGAGCCUCCCUCCUGGCACCAGCUUGAAAUGCACAAUCUGUAACUACACGGCAGAUUCUCUUAUUACAUUCCAGCAUCACAUCAUGUCUCACCUGUCACAGGCGGCCUUCAGAUGCAAUCACUGCCAUAUCAGCUUCCAGAGCCACAGGGAACUCUUACAGCAUCAGGACUUACAUGGGCACGGUAGCAAACUUCACAGGGAAGGCGACGGCACCGAGCAUUCCCCCAGGGGGCCCGAGGAAAGCCUCCAGCAGCAGAAGCAGCAGGCCCGCGCUGAGCUGGCCAACAGGAAGGAUGCUCUGCUGGGAAGUCCCAAAGGGGCCCUCAACAAGGAGACCAGCACAGACGGAGAGGCUGACAAGGCGGAGAAGAAGCCCAUGCUGUCCCUUCAGAAGGGAGAGGCUCACCCAGGCAGCAAAGCCAGUUUUUCUUACACUAGGAUCAAGUCUGAGCCCUCCAGCCCCCGACUGGCCUCCUCCCCUGUGCAGCAUAACAUGCCUACAUUUCCCAUGGGCCCCUUCUUGUCUCAGUUUGCUUUCUCCCAAGACAUUUCAGUAGUCCCACAGGCUUCUGAGAUUCUUGCUAAAAUGUCAGAGCUAGUUCACCGGAGGCUGCGCCACGGAGGGAACAACUACCCCCCUGUCAUCUACAGUCCUCUUAUGCCCAAGGGGGCCACCUGUUUCGAAUGCAAUAUCACCUUCAGCAACCUAGACAACUAUUUGGUCCACAAAAAGCACUACUGUAACAGCCGCUGGCAACACAUGACGAAGUCCCCCGACUUCUCCGCCCUCUCAGACAAGGUUCCAGAAGCGGUGAGCCCCAACAGUGGGCACAGUUCUGUUAACAUGUUGACCGGCUGCCACCCUACGGACGCCGACAACCACCUCAUGCAGUCCGCCUGUCUGACCUCCAAUGUGUUGGACAUGAUCAAUGCUGGGGCUAAAGGGCCAGAAAAGGAUCUAGCUGGACAGGUGAAGAAGGUCUCUACCCCAACAGGGGCUGAAGAGAGGCUCAAUGGCCAGCCCUUGGAGGGAAAAAGCCCCACUACUGGUCUGGUGGAAAGUGACAAUGACCCAAACAAGACGGUCUGUGAGGCCUGCAAUAUCACCUUCAGCCGCCACGAGACCUUCAUGGUCCACAAGCAGUACUACUGUGCCACCCGUCAUGACCCACCCAUGAAACGCAUGUCCAGCAACAAGGUCCCCUCCAUGCAGAGAACCAUCAGGGCCCGUAAGCGCAGGAAGAUGUACGAGAUGUGUCUUCCUGAACAGGAGCACCAGAGGCCCAUGGGUCAGCCAGGUUUUCUCGGGGUUCCUCCAAUGAACCCUUGUACAUCCCAGGAAGCAGUAGAGAGCCUAGCAGAUCGCUUCCACCCGCGCUGUGACAUCUUCCCUGGUAUGGUACCCAAACACCUGGAAGCCUCUCUGACUGUCACUAAACCUAUCAUGGCUCCCAAAUGCAAUACAGGGGAGCAACAGGAGCUGGACACUCCCAUCGAUCUCAGCAAAAAGUGUUCGCCAGCCUCUGACAAGACAUGUAGCUCCCCUAAAAGACUGUUGGACUAUCACGAAUGUGCAGUGUGCAAGAUAAGUUUUAACAAAGUGGAGAACUACCUGGCGCACAAACAGAACUUUUGCCCAGCAACAGCCGCCGCCGCUGCUGCUGCUGCUGCUGCUACUGCCACCGCCGCCGCUACUCAACACCAGAACGAGACUGGCAGCCUGGAGCCGACCAUGUUCCCCGAUGUGAAGAUUGAAGCCAACAACAACCCAGAUGAAGUCUACGAUAAGAGCCCGGGAAAAUGUGAGAAGAAUGGCAAUGGGAAAGUGUUGUUGCAGAAUGGAGGCAUGUUGCCCCCUCACUUGGGGCCCGCGCCAGGAGCCAAAACUUUUGCUGAGCCCCAGCUCAUCCCAUCAAAAGAUGAGAGCAAGAAUAUGUUUCUGUCCCACUGCCUCUAUCCCGGAGCAAUAAAGAAGAUGAAAGGUCCCGAACAAUUGUCGCCGUAUUUCGGGAUAAAGUCAACUGAUUAUGUGACUGGCGGACCAGCGAUGCAGGGAGAGGCCAGCGAACAGGAGCAGAGCGUUAAUGGGGGAGGUGGCACGGGAGGAGGGGAGACAGGAACAACCAGAGAGCAGGCCCAGCCGCCUGCUGCUAACGGUUGCCCCCACCCCGGCAAGGAACCCCUACCCCUACUGCCCAAAAACCGAGGCAUGGUCAUCGUCAACGGGGGGCACAAGAACGAGGAGCGUUCAGGCACGGCUCCUCCACAGCAGGAGAAUCUGCCAGACGGCCAGCCCCCCAACCCUUCACCCACGUGGGCCACCGAGAACCAGGGCGACUCCAACGAGAACAUGUCGCCUUCCUCCAAGUCUCCAAGCGAAGAGGCGCCGCCCACAACCAACAAAGGUGUGAACGGCUCUGGAAGUGGCAAGUACUGCCGCCUCUGUGAUAUCCAGUUCAACAACCUGUCAAACUUUAUUACCCACAAGAAGUUCUACUGUUCAUCACAUGCUGCAGAGCAUGUCAAAUAAGUUGAGAAGAAUAAGACACGUUCUUCUUUUUCUUCCCCCAGCCCUAUUCCCUUCCAAACUUUGACCCCCUUUUUUCUCCUAUGUUUUGGUACACUGUUGUGUCUGGAAUAGUGCAUCACGCAGUGCUAUACGCUGCUUGUGGACAAUCAAGAGAAGCUUCUUCUUUCAUUGUUUUAAGACUUGAUAAUGCAAAAACCAUUGGUUAAAAAAGAAAAGAAAAGAAAAAUGAAUCAAGAAUAAUAUUGGUGCCACUUUCACAUUAAUUUAUUUUACAAUCAGUAUUAAUAGAAGUAGUGAUCUUAAUUUAAAUUCAAAAGGAAAUUUAUAUCAGAGUUGUUUGUAAUGUUAUUGUAUAGUCAUUCUUGUGUAGCACACAUAUUGUUUACACUGUAGUGUAGGCUCAAUUAAACAAAUAGACAAUACAAAAAUGAGAUGCAUUUUAGACACAAAAAUAGCUACUGAGGCACUUGUGUAUUCUUAUUUGCUGUUCCAGUUUCUGUAUAUGCUCAAAAUGUCAAUUGCAGAUUGCUACUAAUGACUUGUUUGCCUUAAAAAAAAGAAAUCACCAUUUGGGGGUGAUAACCAGGCACAACCUGCAUCUCACAUUUUGGCAUAUACACAUGGCUUUGCAUACAUAUGUGGCUGUUUGUCCCUGUCUCUUUUCUUCAACUCAGAUGUGGAUGUUUUCAUGAGAUUGGCAGCAUUCUUGUAUAGUACUCGUAUUUCUGUUUGAUGAUACACUUUGGUCUCCCUUUUUGAAAUUUGCUCUCAAUGCAAUACUUUGUAAAUGAGGGAACAUUACUGAAAAGCAGUAUUAUGAAAUGGGGACUGUGCAUAUAAUUAUUUGUAAACCCCAAAGGGAAAAAAAAGAAGUUGUACAAGAAUUUAUUGCUGACGAACAAGAUGGGCGGGAGGUCAGUGGGGAUACUGAUGUAAAAAUGAUCAUUCCAAUGUCCUGAUUAUGGGAGAAAAUGUUUCUUAAAACGUUGUUGCUAUGCAUGUAUAUGGAUGGAAUUAAAUUCCAGAUCUGUUGGAAAUUUUUAUUUUGAUGUGGUGUCAUAAUUAAACUUAAAUCCUCAGGAUAAACCGCUGUUGUCUGGUCUUUCUUUACUUGCAAAUGUGAAAACUAGAGUAUCUAAACAUUUAUUUUUGUAGGCAAAGUAUUUGCUGGACUACAGGUCAAUGUGUACAUUGAUUUUUGCCAUAACUUAAUAACUGUGUUGAAGUAUGGGGCAACACAUGAGUAACUUCAUUUAUUUUACAAAAUGUCAGUGAUAAUUAUUCAUAAUGUACAUCCACAGGAACACACUUUUAUUUACUCGGGCCUUUGAAAACUUAAGGAUUUAAUAGAAUUUCAGUCUAUUAGUUGUGUACAAAGAAAAAGAAAAAUAUCACAAUAUUUCCAAAGAUUGUUUGUCUCAAAAUUCUGAGGACAUGCUACAUCGAAAAACAUUUCAUUUUAGGCAUCCGUUUGCACUAACUACCUUAAAAUAUAUGUCUGUGUCUGUGCAGACAUCUUUAGAUUUAAGAAAAUGUAUACAAAACAAUAAUCAGACCGUAUGAAGAUGUUACGUAAUAUGUUUUGCUUCCGGUAUAUUUUUGUGAUGACUGCUUGAUUUUUUAUGUUACUCUCAAAGUUUGUUAAGUAACUGCCAGCUGUGACGACAGACAAGCUCAUCUUGAAUAAGGUGCAGGUAAAAUAAAAGUUGUUCUCCCUGCUCCAUUCCAUCACUGUGUAAAAAGUGUAAGUGUGUUCUUUGCAGGCCAGACUCAUCUGCUCGAAAAUUAAAAAAAUUAAUCAACUCCAAAGAUAAGAGGUCCAUAUCUGGUUGUGAUGUAACUCAAUAAGUAACAAAUGACACAGAGAGAGGAACUCAAUUCAUCUUCCCCUAAGGCUAUAACAAGGCAGAAUAUUAAGGCCAAAUGAAAUAGAUAAAAAAGUAUCAGGGUGAGCAUUGACGUGUGUGGCCUUUACAUUGAUAAGGGGUAAUGUAUUAAUUUUUGUCUCAGGCCAAUCGGGUAAAAAGGCUGAAAUAACAACUUGAAGGAUAAGAUUUUCUGAAUCUAAGACAGCAAAUAUUUCAUCACGCUGAAAAACCCUCGUUAUUCUCAAUUCUAAUGAAGCAGAGCGGCACAAAAAGAUACGUGGACCUCUUGAUGAACCUAACAAGUACACAGUCUCUACAGAUUGCUGAAGGUAAAAAAUAUUUUAUUGAAUAUUUAAAACAUAUUCAAUGGUUAUAGUCUAGUUGCCGGCAUAGUGAACCCGGAAA
Notothenia coriiceps (black rockcod) is the source of this 5261-nucleotide messenger RNA. Its product is annotated as zinc finger protein ZFPM2-like. NCBI's taxonomy places the organism in Eukaryota, Metazoa, Chordata, Actinopteri, Perciformes, Nototheniidae. The record is from RefSeq and is a predicted model, not a curated record. Gene Ontology annotation, biological process: negative regulation of transcription by RNA polymerase II; heart development; positive regulation of transcription by RNA polymerase II. Gene Ontology annotation, cellular component: nucleus. Gene Ontology annotation, molecular function: RNA polymerase II-specific DNA-binding transcription factor binding.